AUGAUUGACAAUGGUUGCUGCACCUAUGGGAUUGUGACCGAGAAGCUCGUACGAUCGAAAGGCUUACCGCGCAUAGAGAUACCCCAAAUCCAGAUUGAUGGGGUGAACGAGCAGAGAAGCUCUGUUAACGCUAUUACAGAGUUUGACUUAGACGUUAGAGGAUUAAAACAACGCGCUGCGGCAUACAUUGUUUCUACAACGUACGAUUAUGACAUGAUUCUUGGAAAAUCCUGGCUAGAACGAGUUGGUGGAAUUAUUAAUUCCCGCCAACACACGUUGAGGCUGCCUCAGUACGGCAUCACCGUACGCAGUACAGAGUCACAGAAGGGGAAGACAGACUUCUCCCUAAUCUCUGCUGCAGCCUUCCAACUGCACGUACGACGAAACAGGCGAGAGAAGAAUAAGGUGCAGAUAUUUGCAGCAAGCCUUCGCGACAUCGAGAAAGCCCUUCAGAUUAAGACCCCCUUAACAGCAGAGCAAAUCCGCCAGCAACUCCCAGAAUAUUUACAGUCGUACGUACACCUCUUCCAACCAAAGGAGGGAGAUGACCUUCCACCCUUACGAGGACCCGAGGUAGACCACCAACUAGAGCUAGAACAAGAGAAUGGCAAAGAUCCAAAGAUCCCGUACGGGCCUCUCUACAGCAUGUCGAGAGACGAACUGUUAGUACUACGGAAGACACUGCAUGAGCUCCUAGACAAAGGGUUCAUACGAGCAAGCAAUUCUCCUGCAGCGUCACCAGUUUUAUUCGUACGAAAGCCAGGCGGCGGGUUGCGAUUCUGUGUUGACUACAGAGCGUUGAACGCUAUUACUAAGAAGGACCGUUAUCCACUGCCUCUUAUUAAAGAAACCCUGCACCAGAUUGGACGGGCGAAGUGGUACACUAAGCUUGACGUAACAGCUGCCUUCCACAAGAUAAGAAUCACAGAGGGGCAGGAGUGGAUGACAGCCUUCCGGACAAGAUUUGGCUCGUACGAAUGGCUGGUAACCCCCUUUGGCCUUGCAAAUGCUCCAAGCACGUUCCAGCGCUACGUGAACUGGGUUCUGAGAGACUUUCUGGAUGAAUUCGCCUCAGCGUACCUUGACGACAUUAUCAUCUUUACAGAUGGACCACUAUCCCAGCACCACAGCCACGUACGGGCAGUGUUAGACCGACUUAAGGCAGCUGGACUGCAAUUAGAGCUAAAGAAGUGCGAAUUUGACGUGCAGCGUACGAAGUACUUAGGAUUUAUUGUAGAAGCAGGGAAGGGCGUGUCUAUGGACCAAGAGAAGGUUCAGGCUAUUCAAGACUGGAAUGCGCCUACUACAGUUAAAGGCGUACGAGGAUUCCUAGGAUUUGCGAACUUCUACAGGAAGUUUAUUCCCCACUUCGCACGACUGUCUGAACCACUAGUCCAACUUACACGCAAAGACGCUAAGUUUGUAUGGGGGACAGAGCAAGAGAGAAGUUUCCGUACGAUUAAGGAAGCUUUUCUUUCUGACGAAGUCCUUGUACCCUUCGACCCAGAGCUGCCAACAGUCCUAGAAUGCGACUCUUCUGGACACGCACUAGGAGGUACUCUUUCCCAAAGAGGCCUAGACGGUGUACUUCGUACGGUUGCCUACCUAUCACGCAAGUUCCUUGCUCACGAAUGCAACUACCCAAUUCACGACAAGGAACUCCUAGCUGUAAUCUGCUGUUUGAAGGAAUGGGACGCCGAACUCCGAGGCGUACGAGAAUUCGAGGUUAUUACAGAUCACAAGAACCUUGAAUACUUUACUAAGAAGCAAAAGAUGACAGAACGCCACGUACGAUGGUCAGUCGAGUUAUCAAGAUUUGGGAAUAUGAAGAUCAGGUACAGGCCAGGGAAGGAGAACGUACGGGCCGACGCCCUCUCCAGACGAGACCAAGACAUGCCACAAGACGAGGAUGACGACAGGAUCGCAAGCAGAGAGUUUGUAAUGCUAACCCCAGCUUACCAACAAGACGGCGUACGAGUUGCUGCAUUACUCCCUCUAGUUACACCAAUAGUCUCGGACACACUGCCUCAGCCACCAAAUGAACAGGAGUUGAUACAGAACCACUGGGCCACAGCAGUAACUAAGGACGACCUCUAUCAGGAAGUGCUCCAGUCCGUACGGGAGGGGCAACGCUCAUUGUCUACGACUAGAAAGAUAGCUGUGUCCCUAGGAGACUGCGCAAUCAACUCGGACGACCGCCUUACAUGGAGAACACGUAUCUGGGUACCCGAAUCAGAACCACUUCGUACGGGCAUAAUCCAGAUAGCCCACCUAUCAUUGCAAGCAGGCCACCCAGGUCGAGAAGAGACAUACAGGAUCGUAGCAAGAGAAUGGUACUGGCCUAAGAUGAGCGACGACAUCAGACGCUUCGUACGGAACUGCGAGCUUUGCAGGAAAAGUACCCCGUGGAGAGACGGAAGACAUGGUUACCUCCGCCCUCUGCCAGUCCCAAGUCGUACGUGGCAGCACUUGACGGUUGACUUUAUUACAGGCCUCCCUCCUUCAGAAGGGAAGUCGAACCUAAUGGUAGUAAAAGACCGCCUUAGCAAAGCCGCAAUCUUGAUACCUAUGCAGAAGAUAGAGAGCCAAGACGUAGCCUGGGCCUUCGUACGAGAAGUAUACCGUCAUCACAGCCUUCCUCUCUCUAUCACGUCUGACAGAGGCCCCCAAUUCGCAAGCGCUAUGUGGGGAGAUGUCUGUAGGUUGCUAGGCAUAAGAAGAAACCUAUCUACAGCCUACCACCCACAGACUGAUGGCACGACUGAGAGAGCAAACAGCGAUAUUGAGGUAGUCGUACGGGUAUUUUGCAACAAUGACCAAGACAACUGGGCUACGCUAUGCCCAAUCCUCGAGCUAAUGCUCAACUCCCGUACGAACACGUCCACUGGCGUCUCCCCCUUCUUCCUACAGCAUGGUUACCACAACACGCCUUUCUCCCAACAAGAAGAACAUGAACGUACGGACAGUAACGAGGCAGCUAAGAAGCCCACUCAUGAGAAGGCUAAAGACAUCGUCCAAACAAUCACCUCCGCUGCAGAAUGGGCAAUCGCAGCUAUGUCGUACGCACAACAAGAACAGGAAAGGCAGGCAAACAAGUCCAGGAAACCUGCCCCUACUUACAAGGUUGGAGAUUGGGUUUGGCUCGACCUACGAGACGUACGCACUGCACGAGCCAGCAAGAAGCUGGACUGGAAGAGCGAAAAGUACCAAGUGUCACGCGUACGAGACCCAUACUGGGUAGAAUUAGCUGUCCCCUGGGAAACCAAGUCGUACCACGUCGACAAGAUCAGACCAGCUGCUACUGAUCCCCUACCCUCACAACAGACCAACGAUUCAAAUCCUGCAGCAGUCGUCGUACGAGAUGAGAACGAACAAGAAGAACAUCUUGAAUGGCAGAAGGAAAUCUAG
Molecule: messenger RNA, 3408 nt
Organism: Alternaria arborescens
Lineage: Eukaryota; Fungi; Ascomycota; Dothideomycetes; Pleosporales; Pleosporaceae
Exons: 2
Coding region: 1-3408 (1135 amino acids)
Biological process (GO): DNA integration
Molecular function (GO): nucleic acid binding
Source: RefSeq, a predicted model, not a curated record